Molecule: messenger RNA, 2590 nt
Organism: Syngnathus typhle (broad-nosed pipefish)
Lineage: Eukaryota; Metazoa; Chordata; Actinopteri; Syngnathiformes; Syngnathidae
Gene: zic2b
Product: zic family member 2 (odd-paired homolog, Drosophila) b
Exons: 2
Coding region: 260-1387 (375 amino acids)
Biological process (GO): central nervous system development; regulation of transcription by RNA polymerase II
Cellular component (GO): nucleus
Molecular function (GO): RNA polymerase II cis-regulatory region sequence-specific DNA binding; DNA-binding transcription factor activity, RNA polymerase II-specific
Source: RefSeq, a predicted model, not a curated record
GGGGGACGGGAGGACAAGGACGCCGCCAAAUAGUAUUGGAUCGCGGCCUGCCGACGGCUAUUCCUUGCCUUGCCUUGCCUUCCUUCCUUCCAUUCACCUUCAUUUACACACUAAAUCAAACCAUGGAGGCUUGAGCUGUCGGGGACUAGUUUGAAUUUCGUCCUCACUGUGCUUUGACACGGAGACGGAGCCGCGGAGCGAAGGACGUCUUUCGGUGGGAUUGAUCCAUUUUGGACUGGAUAACUCCAAGACAGUCGAAAUGAAGCGGGUAGCUGUGGUUACCAGGCACAAUGGCCUGGUAGCUCCGCUUGGUAACAACAACUCUGGAGCUACAAGCAUCAUUUCGCUAGCCCAAAGGAGAGCCGUUCAUAUCGUCGCCCCUUCGAGCGACCGAUGUAGCAGUGAAGGCAAGGAGCGUUUGUUAAAUACGACGAACAGGAGCGCCGCCGUCAAAUCGGAGCUGGUUUGCAAGUGGACGGGCCGAAUUUCCUCCAGACAGAGGUUUGAGCGGACGGCUCCGUUUGUCUGCAACCAAACUUUUAGCUCCAUGCACGACCUGGUAGACCACGUCACCGCCGAGCACGUCGCAUCAGGGCUCGACACCCUCAGUCACGUCUGCAUGUGGAGCGAAUGUGUACGCGAGGGCAAGGCGUUUAAAGCCAAAUAUAAACUUAUCAACCAUAUCCGUGUGCACACCGGGGAGAAGCCCUUCUUGUGUGCCUUCCCCAACUGCGGCAAGAUGUUUGCACGAUCCGAGAACCUCAAGAUCCACACUCGCACGCACACUGGUGAGAAACCAUUCCAGUGCGAGUUUUGCGAACGACGCUUUGCCAACAGCAGUGACCGCAAGAAGCACUCCCAAGUUCACAGUUCUUCAAAACCCUACGACUGUAAAGCUUUGGGCUGCACCAAGUCCUAUACGCAUCCGAGCUCUUUGCGCAAGCACAUGAAAGUCCACAUCAAAUCGUCACCUACCUCUGAACCCUUUGACCUGUACGACUCCAUCCGUCAACAGGCGCCGCCUCAGCCUUUCCUUGAACCGCUUGACCUUAAAAUGAACCAUCUGUCACCAAACAAUAAAAAGGCACGUUUUGACUUUGAUAACACCACAGGCAACAAAGUAAGCCACAGGCUACAGGCAAGUUCAUCUCAAUUGGCAAUGCCGUUGGACUUAUCUCUUUCGGGACUGAAGAGUGACCUUGCCGUGCAGCAGCAGACUCACAGGAGCCCAGCAAGGAGCCAUCUGCCAGUCAACCCAGCCAUACCUAAAUUUCCAAACAUGAAGGAGUGGUACGUGUGUACCAGAACUACAGCAUCCAGCUUUACUCUCCCUCACCCAGAGGACAUCAAAUCGGAACCAAGCGAUGAGGAGGAUUAUGUCACGUAAAAUGGUGGCGGCGUUUUGUCGUGGAAUUGCGCCCUUUGUUUUAGGAAGCUGCGGUGCGUUGAGGUGCUUUGACAUUGGCGCUGCCUGCCCCACACCCAAACGGACUUGCUUGGCCCCAGCCAGACGUUCUGUUUUCCAGCGUCACCCAGGUGUUUCAUCUGGGGCCGAGCCGGGCCGUGUUGCCGCUGUCAUCUGACAGCGAUGCGAGCGACCUCGGCCGACACGCCCGUUUACUGGUUUUAGAUGAGCCGCCCGCUAGCUGUCGCCAUCAAAAUACAGUAUAUACAAUGAGCAUAGUACAGUAUUUGACAAAAAAGCUGAACUAUAGUUACAAUUUUAUACGUGCUCAUUUUGAUGAUGGUAAAAAAAAAAAGGCCAAAAAAGUGGUGAGCGGGCACACUAACACUGGCUCACCGUGUCUCAUUCACUUGAAUGCGAGGUGGAGGGAAGGGCACAGCAGAGCAGAGCAGAGGCUCGCUGUUCACAGAUGAUGAUGCCGGAGGGCUUCAGACCGGCGCCGCAGAGUGACCAUCGUUGACGGAGAAGCUGCCACCGACGAGUUGAGCUCUCCGUUCAGACUGGAUGAGUACUGAAGGCGAAGUUGCACAAUUGGGAUCAUCCUGCCACGCACCUGUUGAAAUGGAACCGCAAAGGAGGCUGUGUGGAGUGCUGGGCUGGGCUGGGCUGGGCUGGGCUGACUACUGAAUUCCUCAAGAUGCCACACGCUAGACUUUUUUUCCCAUCAGAAAUAUGAACUACACUGCUAUGCACAUUUAAAUUGUAUGAUAAAAAUGCUCACCUGAAGUUAGGUUUUGUAUCAUUAUUGGUGUUUGAUGAUGUCAACACUUUUUCUGGAUUAUCACGAAUAUUUGAAUGGAUGAUUACAAGUGCAGGCUGGACCUGGACCGUACAGUUUGGUCCAAAAGUCUUUGCAGUCCCUUUUUUUUUCUCUCGCUUGACCUUUAUACAACAAUACAAAUUGACUGAAAACAUUCCAAAUGUUAUUGACGACUUAGAGAUUGAAGAUGUUUGGCAAAAACCAACUCUGCAACAGUCUCCUAAUCCUAACAAUUCCUUAGGCGUCAACAGACCUCGUUUACUUACCGAGCGAGCAUACGUGUGCCGAUCGCCAACGAUAUCUUGCUCCUUGAAUUUGUCAGCGUUCCAGCUUCCGACCGUGCGUACGCAAGAAUAAUGAAGGAC